Messenger RNA from Geodia barretti, 501 nucleotides. Lineage: Eukaryota; Metazoa; Porifera; Demospongiae; Tetractinellida; Geodiidae. The record is from the annotation of a GenBank genome assembly.
CUUGAGGGGGCAGUAGGUUUGAUAGAUCUGGUUGGAAUAUCGAAGUACUACCAAGUCGGCACGGUUGAGGUGCGGGCUUUGGACGACGUGGAACUGCACGUGGCGGACGGCGAGUUCGUCGUGGUCCUCGGCCCUUCAGGGAGCGGCAAGACGACGCUUCUGAACAUCAUCGGCGCGCUGGACACGCCCACAUCGGGAAGCGUGUCGGUGGGCGGACGCGAUAUCACCACCGCAUCGCGCUCGGAGCUCUUCGCGCUGAGACGCGAGACCGUGAGCUUCAUCUUCCAGAGCUUCAAUCUGUUCCCCGGGCUCACCGCCUUGGAGAACGUCGAGUUCGGCGUGGACGUGGCCGGGAAGCGCGGCAGCAUAGAUCCCGAUUCCGUGCUCGAGUCCGUCGGACUCGGCCAUCGGACCGACCAUUUCCCCCACGAGCUUUCCGGGGGCGAACAGCAGCGCGUCGCAUUGCCAGGGCCUUGGCCACGGGGAACCCCGUUCUCUUAG